UCCACCCAGUUCAACAGCCUGGCAGAAAGGCAGUGGUCAGUGUCACCACAUAGAUGGAUAAGCACUGAUUUGACAGCUCGUCUAUGGAUGUUCCUGUUCAAACAUUGGUCUCUCCAGCGGUACGGGGGGGAAGAGUUGUAAAAAAUUAUCAUACCAUUUAUUUUUUCUGCCACAGAAAUUGGCACAAACUGAUUUAUAUAUUCCAGGAAUUCAGACAUGUGUAACACAGGAGGUCUUCACUUUUUAAAAAUUUUUUUUGAAGUAAUAGAGAACUUUGAUGGAGCCAUAUUCUUGGCUUCUUGUCUGGUGUUUCUAUUGCCCAGUAAUACAAGAAACUCCAGACUAUACAGGUGUGAAUUCUCAAAUGAUGUCCACUGAUGCUCACCUCCGGGCCGUUAAUGAGAAUCCCAUCAACUGUGAAAUUUUGGAACAGUUUGCCUAUUCUAACUCCGACUGAGUGGAAUGAUGCUGACUUGAUUUUUAUGUUUAAAAAAUGCUAGCUUAGAGUCUUCCUCUACCCAGGCAGCACCUCCCAGUCCCUGCUGCCUCUGUCCCUCCACAGAAGGUUCCAGAUUUAAGAUUAGAGCACAAAAACCAGUAUGGAAUUUAAAACUUUAAAACUUUUUUUACCAGAUUAAUAGCUCUAUAUCACAACAGACAAUGGGGGUGGGAGGGGUGGGCAGGGACCAAUUACUAUGUUUACAGAGUUCCCAUUAAUCCUGCUUUUAGCCCCAUAGUUCUCUCUUGUCUUCCAAUACCUGGUGUUUCGAAGUCCCAACUCUCCCCAAGAUCUGUGGGACAGAUCAGUUCCCUUCUCUGUAUGUCCGUCUAGAGUUUAGUAGAGGCAAUCCCUAGGCGUUAGGGAGAGGUGGUGUGAUGACUCAAACUUGGGAAAGCCCUGUCACCUCUCUGGGCCUCUUGCCCUCACCUGACCUUGGCUUCAGUGGUAGAGCCUCUGUGUCCUCGCAUUCACUCCUGAGCAAAGCAGCCGGGACUUCUGUUCAGAGAAAGGAUGAGCCACGAGGCUCCUUAAGGAAGAAAGUCCCUGGGGACACAGGAGAACACAGCAGGCCCCCAGGAGGGAGCUGUCCUGGCGGCUGGAGUCAUAAAUAGCCAUCGUGUACUGUUUAGGGCUGUGAACACAGCGUGCGUCAUCGUGAUGGACGGCGGGCCUCGGCCCAGCAGAAGCCGACUCCAGAUGGGACCUCUGGGAAAGCCAUGGAGGGGACUGUGCGAUCACUCUUCUCUUUAGGGAGUAUCUUCGGCCUGACGGGAUAAAGACACACCCUCCCUGGGGGUCAGGUUGACUGCAGGCCCAGAGUGUGUAGCCACCAGGGGCUUCUGGGAUUAGAUAUGACAAAGGAGACAAAUCCAGAGGUUAACAGCUUCUGCCUGUGUCUGCUGGAGCCGACACAAGAGGUGGUCCAUCGGUGUGCAGGAAGUUUCCAGCAAAUGCUCUCGGGAUCCAGCCCGCGGGGGAAGGAAGCGGGAACGGGCAGAGGGAGCAGCGUGGCUGUGGGGCAGUCACGGGAGGCUCUGAGGCGGAUGGCUGUUCAUAGUUGUUCUAAGCUGGGGUGGAGGGGUCGAGCCCCAGUAUCCCUGCGUGGACCCGCGCUGGAUGCAGGCCCCCCCAGAAUGGGGCGCGACCUUGGAUGAGGUGGCGCUUAAGCCAAGGACAAUUCCUUGAGAGGGCUGGCAGGUGAGAUCAGUCAGCCUACCCACGACCUUCCCAGGAGCUGUGGACCAGGCCCUUCAGUCCCGAAGGGGAUCUGGGCAGUAGAGCACAGUGUCCCGAGAGUUUGUACCCUGCGACUCCGCCAAUCACUGUGCCUUGGCAUUCGCUCUGCAGACUGUUUUGGGCCUGGGAUGGAGGGAAGGCGGUGGAGGCCGCGAGCCAGGCGUCCACAUGCGAGACUCCCCUUGCAGAACCGCGACGGCUGCCGUGCUUCGUUCCCACAAGCUGUCCCCGCGGCCCUUCCGGUAGGAGAACGGAGCAGCGGGAUGCGUUGUAAUGGACCUAACUUAGAAUCUGGACAGACGCUCCUCCAGAUGUUCCGGAGGACUCCGGUCAUCUGUCACAAGAGCCACCUGCAGGAGACUCCCUGAGGUUGAGAGUGGCAGCAGGGAACGGGACGAUUGUUCAUUUCUCUCUGUACCAGCCUCUGCGACCCAGGAUCCAUCCAACAGGAAAUCCGCCCUGGUUUACUGUCCAGGUGGGGCCAUAGCGACAGCCGGGAUUCGCUGGGACCUGCCCCGGUUUACCUGGACGUCUUCGCACAGUGCCUGACACCUGCUAGCACUCCCUGGAAGGCACGGAUGCAGGCGGCUUGGCCUGUCUCGUCGGUGGGGAUGAUGACAGGGCCUACACCUCGAUCCGCUGUCUUUUAUUUCCUCUAAAUUCUUUUGUGGUAAUUUAUAUUUUCCUAAAAUUGCCCACUUCAUCUGUUUUUUAACUCUCAGUUCCCAGACAGCAGCCCUUGUCUGCCUCGUCUGCUGGUGUGUCCCCAGCACCAGCACAAACUGGAGCAGGCUUCCAAUAAAUAUUUGUCGCACGUGUGACUGAGUGUGGGAGGACAGAUGAUGUUAGAGAAAAGAAGAAUUAAUUUCUCCCCGAGCUGUGACUCAUUUUUUUUCCGGCCACCCUUGGCCUCUUCUCAUUCAAAACAUCGACACAAAAAGUGAAGUUCCAGCGCCGCGAGGGCUGUUGCCGAAAUGAUAUUUUAAAAUGCCAUCACCGGGAGGCGGCGGGGGAGUCUGCGGCCAGGGGCGAUGUCCCAGCUUCGCCGUUCCCGUGGGCCCUUUGUCUGAGCAUCUGAGCCCCACUCUGAGCUUCCUCCACGCCCCGCUCCUGGAGUAUUUCCCAAGAGUGGGUGCGAACCCCCUGGGAGCCAGGCGCUGUGCUGGUCCCCGCAGGUUUGUUUUCCCCCUCCCAAACUGUCACACUCCAUUUUUGAGGGUCCGCGGAGGCCUCGGGGUGACCGAACUGCUGGCCAGCUCGGGAGCGGCCCCGGGGACCACCCGAGGGGCGGGGCCGUGGCCUGCUCACCGCGCAUCGCAUUGCGCUGGCUCCUCCCUCCGAGGUUCCAGGCAGUUGGACCCGCUCGGGCUUGGGCUUGAGCUGUGCGAGGCCCCGCUGCGGCCUGCCCUGCCGGGGCCAUGGAGAAGCCGGCCAAGAAAAUCAAGAAAGGUACCAGGGAGCGGGAGAGGGCGAGGCCCUGGGACCAAGCCUUCCCCACGUCCCCUCUGUGGAAUGGGGACGUCGCUUGUUCACCGGGCCGGCUUUCGGGGUGCAGCCCUGAGUGCUGACAAACGUACGCCCACGUUGAACCUCCACUACAGUCAGGUCGCGGAACUGUUCCCCCACAUGCACAUGCCAAUGACCCUGCGCUGUCGCUUGGCCGCCAACCCCUUCCCCAACCCCGAACCCCCCCACUCCCCGAUCUGUCGUCUCUAGUUUGUCCCUUUCCGUGGAGAGUGUCAUAACAAUGGAAUGACCUAGUGUGGAGUCUGGUGAGUCCAGCACCUUUCACUUAACCCUGCUGUCUUUGAGACACGGAUCAUGUCAUAAGCACAUUCAAUUUGCAAGCGAAGCUGGUGCUCAGACCCAGCCUAAGAUGUCACUUCUCUGUGUGCUGGGGAGCCAAGGCCCAGGGAGGGACGACCUGCUCCCAGUGGCUCCUAUAAUCCUGAGAAGCCUCCGCGGACAGCGCCUAUGGCACACCAGGUCACCUUCUUGUGCAGACAGAGCACCUGUGGUUUGGGACCGUGAGGUCGGAGGCUUAACUGGCCAGCCGCCCACAGCAGGAUGGGGGAGCAGGGAAGCCCCUAGCUCUGCUUGGGGAGGUCUCCUGAGCCCCCCAAUCACCAGUCCCAUGGAUGUGGCAAAGGCUCGGCAAGUAGCAGUUUGUCACUUGUUCUUAAGGAAUAAUGUGCGUGAAAUGCUGGAAAACACAGAAUACAGCACAUCUUCCCCAGAAGUUUUCUGUGUCCUGAAAAUGAGUGUCCCCAGCAGCCUCCUCUCUGGGAGAUGACCUGUUAUUAAUCACUCCCUGGGGCUUUGAAACUUUUCUCGCCAGGCUUAGUUCUCUAGGAAACGUCUGAACCCCUCCCACUCCCUUUUGUCCCGGGUUCUCCUCCAGACGCUCUUUUCCUGCUCGGCAAGGCCACUGUCAUUGCCAGGACAAACUCGGGGGACUGCAGUAACCUUUUCGUUUCCCAUUUCUGCUCUGGACCCCACAAUCCAUGCUCCACUCAGCAGCUGGGGAGGUUUUUUCCGAUGCAGAUCAAUCGUGUCCUGUGGAAAUCCCGGUGGCUUUCGUGGUGAGCUAAGCCAGAGGCAGCAGGAGUGUCUGCCUUGGCCCUUCCGGCCGCCCCUACUGGUCCCCUUCCAGCUCCUUCGCGUCUCCGGACUGUGCUCCCUUCUGCCACCUUUGCCUAAAUACUUCCUAUUGGCCCUUUCGACCUCAGUUCAAAUUUUACCUCCUCUGUGAAGCCUGACCGCCUUCCCCACUGGCGACCUUGGUCUCCUGCACUUGUCCUCCUGGCUCCAGCUGUUAUUCGGCAUGUAUACACGAGCCUGAUUGCUGUGUCUCCUCCACGAGGUGGGACGAUCAUGGGGGCAAGAAAUACUUCCCGAAUCAGUAAAUACUUGUUGAGUGAAUGGAUAAUAGUAACCAAUAUUAAUCAGACAGUCACAGUGUGUUAACCAUGCAAACACCUCUAACUGUCCCAUUUAAUUCCCAUAACGCCCCUCCCAGUGGGACACCUUUGUUGUCCUCGCUUUACUGCUGAGGAAACUGAGGAAUAAGAGGUUGACUGCCCUCGGGGUCUGGCUGUAGGACCCCAGUGCCCACUGUCACGCCGCCAUCUGGACGAAGGACUAAGUCACGGCUCCCUCUCUUUACUAAAGGACCGCCAGUCAACUUCCAGGGCAGGUCAUCUGUACACAGCUUGAGCAAGACUCUGGAGACCAAACUCACCGUGGGCAGCAUGGGACUGGGCCUGAUCGUCAUCCAGCACGGGCCCUACCUCCAGAUCACCCACCUCAUCAAGAAGGGGUCUGCCGCCAAGGACGGGAAACUCCACCCAGGUGAUGUUCUGAUCAGCGUUGGCCAUGCCAACGUGUUAGGAUACACGCUUCGAGAAUUCCUGAAGCUUUUGCAACACACCACCACAGGAACAGUGCUACAGAUCAAGGCUUACCAAGAUUUCAUCAACAUACCCCAGGAGUGGCAAGAGAGAUACGAUUUAAUCCCUGAGACCAAAUUCCCAGUCACGCGCCCAAAACAGACAACUGGGCAGACCAAAGACAACCCUUGCACCAGCAGCGACACCGAAGAUGUAGUUUCAGAUAAAAAACUCAAGUAUUACAAGUCUCCGCAGGCCCCCGGGCAGAGCCCUGCGCGGAGGCCCAUGUCCAUCUCCAGAGAAUGGCACAGCUACAGGAAGAAGAGCCACACUGUCAGCGUGGGGAAGAACACCGACUGCGACGUGGUCAUUCACAGAGACCACAAGAAGGACGUGAGGGCGCCCUCCCCGUACUGGACCAUGGUGAAGCGCGACAAGGACAGCUCCUCCUCCUCCGGCUCCUCCGCCUCAGACGCCUUCUGGCUGGAAGACUAUGCCCAGGCCGAAAAGGGCAAGGGUCAGCCUGCACAAAAGCCCGCGAAGCAGUAGUUGGCGAAUCUGCCAUCACGGGGCAGGUCCCUGGAGGACAGCCUGGUUUUGGGCGCGGCCCGUUACGGCCUCGCUCUGCUUACAGGAGUGUGUGCUGACUGACGAGGUCUCUUGCACGACGGUCUGAAGCCUUUGGACCUCUUUCGCCGCGACAGCCAAAGACUGCCCUGGGGUGUCGCAGGCCUCACAAACUUUAUUCUCAAAAUAGCAGCAUCACUGAGAUCACUAAGACGUCCCUUUCCCAGAAGGGUGUCUCCUUUUAGAAAACGCAGCAGAGCAACCCCGUGUGAGUAUGAGCGUGUGAGCACGGCGGGGAGUGUCACGUUUUAAGGUAGCAACGAAGCCGUGUUACUGUCCUCUAAUGAGACUAAUGGAGCUUGCUCUCUAUUCCCCUGCCCGCUGCCCAGCUCUGAAGGUUUUCUUGCUGUGAGGUUACUGUCUCUAUCAGGGUUUCCAACCUGGAUGGAGUUUAAAAGUCAAAAACACUGCCUCUGUCUCCCCACCCCUAUUCCAUCUCAGGACUGUUCUACAAACUGAUAUUGAGAAUUCAGUGCAGAAUCUUGGACCCGCAGGUGCUCUGAGAAUCAGUGACAUGAGAAUCACUGGUUAAUACUAAUACUGUGUUAGACCUAAUAAACAAGUCAGGUUAAUACAUGCAUUCUCGACUGGAGCAUUGUUGUUCAAAGGAAUGAAAAUUGGUUCUUAAGAAAAAAAAUCUUACUCCUUUUACAUGUAGAGUACAAAUAAACAUACAGUACAUAAACAGACAUAUAGUGUAUCUAUGGUAUUGAAAAUUCAUUGAGGGGGUAGAAAAAAAUGGGCUAAAACGACUCCUUGGGAAUGGGUCAAGAUGUUGAGAAUCACAGGCUAUGGGUAUGAGACUGAACUUUUAAUCAAGUUAUCAAUUUGUGCCCUAAAAUGAAUAGUGUCUACAUACAUGGAGUCAACUCGGGAAGCCAUCCUCUCUACUGACAUUUUGCUAUGGAAUGCUGCCAUGGCUCAAAGUCUUCUAGCACUGAUUUCUUUAGAAUUUCCUUGACCCUAGGGACACUUUUAAAAAUGCUACUAACUUUGUUAACAUCUUGGUAUUUGUCUUGAUACAUACACGCUUUAUUAUUUUUUAUUAAAGUAUAGUUGACAUAUA
This is a messenger RNA of Pteropus alecto (black flying fox), 6820 nucleotides long. RefSeq names its product PDZ domain containing 9 (gene PDZD9). The transcript is spliced from 4 exons. Gene Ontology annotation, molecular function: protein binding. The record is from RefSeq and is a predicted model, not a curated record. The coding region runs from base 4990 to 5676 and encodes 228 amino acids. Lineage: Eukaryota; Metazoa; Chordata; Mammalia; Chiroptera; Pteropodidae.